Molecule: messenger RNA, 533 nt
Organism: Apus apus (common swift)
Lineage: Eukaryota; Metazoa; Chordata; Aves; Apodiformes; Apodidae
Product: sodium/potassium/calcium exchanger 1-like
Exons: 2
Coding region: 9-314 (101 amino acids)
Cellular component (GO): EKC/KEOPS complex
Source: RefSeq, a predicted model, not a curated record
GCGGGGCGAUGGAGCUGGUGGCGGAGCUGCGGGGCCGCGACGGGCGCGCGCGCUGGGUGCGGGUGCCGUACCCGCGGGAGGAGGGGCGGGGCGGGCAGCUCCGCGCGGCGCGCAGGGCCCUGGCCGAGCUGCAGGAGCGGCUGGCCCAGCUGCUGGGCCCCCUGGUGCAGGAGGAGCGGGAGGCGGCGGGCGGCGGGCCCGGCGGGGAUGCGGAGGAGGAGGAGGAGGAGGAGCAGGAGAGCGAGGACGAGAACGGCGUGGACGCGGGCGGCGAUGACCCGCCCCCGAAGCGGACGAAGGUCCGGGAGCCUUGAUGACGGCGUGAGGGGCUGAGCCAAGGCCCAGGAGGGAGGUCCCGGCUGGAUCCCGGGCGGAGGGGCGGCACGGCGGCUCUUCCCGAGCGGUAGCGGCGGAACGGCGGUCGGGGCGCGGCUGGAGCCCCCGCAGCCCCCCGCGUCUGCCGGGCCGGCUGCCGAGCCCGGCCGCGCUUCACCGCACGGGGACUGCUUCAAAAUAAACUAGCGAAACCUGGA